This is a messenger RNA of Setaria italica (foxtail millet), 1289 nucleotides long. Its product is annotated as prohibitin-1, mitochondrial. The transcript has 5 exons. Lineage: Eukaryota; Viridiplantae; Streptophyta; Magnoliopsida; Poales; Poaceae. Bases 89 to 955 code for a protein of 288 amino acids. Gene Ontology annotation, cellular component: mitochondrion; membrane. Gene Ontology annotation, biological process: mitochondrion organization. The record is from RefSeq and is a predicted model, not a curated record.
CCCCCCCCCCCCCCCCCCCCCCUCCAACUACUCAAAACCCUAGCUAAACCCCCGGCCUCCGCCGCCGGCGACCUCCUCCGCCGGCGAGAUGAGCUUCAAGGGAGCGAAGAUGCCCAGCGCACCGGCGGGCGGGAGCGCGCUCGUGAAGGUGGCGCUCGUUGGCGGCGCGGGGCUCUACGCCGUCCUCAACAGCUUCUACAACGUGGAGGGCGGCCACCGCGCCAUCGUCUUCAACCGCAUCGAGGGCAUCAAGGACAAGGUGUACCCCGAAGGAACCCACCUGAUGAUCCCGUGGAUCGAGAGGCCCAUCAUCUACGACGUCCGCGCCCGACCCAACCUCGUCGAGAGCACCUCCGGAAGCCGGGAUCUCCAGAUGGUGAGGAUUGGUCUUCGUGUUCUUACGCGACCAAUGCCGGAUCAGCUACCUAAAAUCUACAGGAACCUGGGGGAGAACUUCAAUGAGAGAGUCCUGCCUUCAAUCAUUCAUGAAACGCUCAAGGCUGUGGUUGCGCAAUACAAUGCCAGUCAGCUGAUCACCCAAAGAGAGGCUGUAAGCAGGGAGAUUAGGAAGAUUCUGACUGAGAGGGCCAAUAACUUCAAUAUUGCACUGGAUGAUGUGUCCAUCACAAGCCUCAGCUUUGGGAAAGAGUUUACACAUGCCAUUGAAGCAAAACAGGUUGCUGCCCAAGAAGCAGAGCGUGCCAAGUUCAUUGUUGAGAAGGCUGAGCAAGACAAGCAAAGUGCGAUCAUCAGGGCUCAGGGUGAGGCUAAGAGUGCAGAGCUGAUUGGUCAGGCCAUUGCCAACAACCCCGCUUUCCUGGCUCUGAGACAGAUUGAAGCUGCGAGGGAGAUUUCACACACCAUGGCGAGCUCAAACAACAGGGUGUUCCUUGACUCCAAUGACCUUUUGCUUGGACUCCAACAGCUGAGUGUGAGCGGCAAGCAAAAGAAGUGAAGUCUCCGCAGAGGAGUAGUUUAAGAGGAACACUUGUCUUUUUUUUUAGUUUAAGAGGAACACUUGUCUUGUUGAGUCCCUUCGCGACACGACAUAUCAAACUGCUUGUGUGACAAAUGUGUCUAUCUAUCAGCAAAAAGAUCGAUCGUGAGAUGGUCAUUCAAGUGUAUGUCGUUCUUAGAGACUCGUAAAAAAGAAUUGCGUCGCUGCCCAUUUUGCUAAUAAGUUGGAAUCUUAAUUUUGUUGCCGGGAUUCUGCAGGUAGCUAGUCAUGAAGUUUAGCGUGAAUAUUUUUGUUUUGUUAUGUAUAAGAACUUGCAUAUGAUACUUUUCCA